Messenger RNA from Tribolium madens (black flour beetle), 1512 nucleotides. Its product is annotated as chondroadherin-like. Bases 82 to 1470 code for a protein of 462 amino acids. The record is from RefSeq and is a predicted model, not a curated record. Gene Ontology annotation, molecular function: protein binding. The transcript has 2 exons. Lineage: Eukaryota; Metazoa; Arthropoda; Insecta; Coleoptera; Tenebrionidae.
UAGGUAUGUGGAGUGAUUCAGUUUAGAAAAAACACUAUGAUAAUUUAGUUGAUAAGGAUUUUCCUCUAGUUCAAGUGAAAUAUGUUUAAGUUUAGUUUUCUUUUUGUUUUUUUCGUACUAUUUUACUACAACGAAGCUUUAAACCAAUUAUGUUCAGUGAGAAAAGAAGAGAAAAAUUGUAUCUGUAAACGCAUCACCGACAACGAAGAUUUAAUUGCUACAGAAGCUGACUGUGUAAGAACAAAUUUCGACUAUUUCCCAACUUCAGACCAACUACCUGAAGAUUUAAACCUCCUAGACUUAUCACACAAUUCACUUACAAAAUUAGACGCAACAGAAACGCAAUUUUCAAGUGUGACCUUAGAAACGUUGAAAUUAUCUUACAAUGCAAUUAAUUUUAUCAGUUAUGGAUUCUUCGCCACUAUUCCCAACCUAAGAAGAUUAGAUUUGAGUCACAACAACAUUACAAGUCUUGACAGUGACGAAAUUUUUCAAAGAAACCCAAAAAUUACUCAUUUGGAUUUGAGUUUCAAUCAUAUUCAUACGAUACAAGCCGCGACUUUCUUGCCACUUGUCGAAUUACAAGUUUUGGAUUUGAGUUACAAUGACCAUUCUCUCGGAGAGUGGCUAAGUCAAGUCCCGAUUUUAUCCGACUCCGGAUUGGACAUAAAUCUCAAUAUUAUGACUCUUAACCUCGACAAUAUUGGCCUCAAAGACGUGAAAAAUGUAUUUUUCAGUAACUACACAUAUUUGACGCAUUUAUCUUUGGCCGAUAAUCUAUUUACUGAAGUCCCUCGAGUUCCAUACAGUCUUGAGUAUUUGGACUUGUCUGGGUCAGACAUUUCAGUACUCCAAGCCAAACAUUUAAGUUAUCACUCACUCAAAGUUUUGAAACUCGAACGAUUGAAAAUGCUUGAGACUAUCCACCACUAUGCCUUCUACAAUUUGGAAGCACUUGAGGAAUUGUCGGUGAAGCACUGUCACAAUUUAAGGGAGUUUAACGAAUUGGUUUUUGGAGCCUUGCAAAAAAAUGAAGUAACGAAUUUGAGAAAGUUGUCUUUGGCUGGGAAUGGCUUACAGAGUUUGAACUCGACAUAUAAGUACCUUUUCCGAAAAUUGGACUUUAUUGAUUUGACGGAUAACCCGUGGAAAUGCGACUGUGAUCUAUUGUGGUUGCAAGAAUUUGACAAUUUGUACAGAAGCGAGAACGUCAAGUGUUCUUCCCCAUUAUCUCUCCGCUCCAAACAACUCUUCGACGUGACCGACCAAAACGUCCCAACUUGCUACCCCCAAAAAUACGGCAAAAAGUCCCACCGAGUCCUCAUCGCCUUUUUAAUACUCCUCGUCCUAAUUCUCGCAGCUCUGGUCGGCUAUUUAUUUUACUAUUCUCCGAAUUGGUGGUCCGGAAACAGGUCUCGAGGAAUCGGCCCUCAGUCGCCCUACAGCACGACAAGAAUAGGCGACGAAUGACUUAACAUUUGUUAACAAAUUUAAUAAAAUUAUUUCACGUUU